GUCACUCGUUUCAUUCAUUCAGUGUGCUACUUUUGGGACUUUUAUGCAAAAACAAAACUGUCCAUUCAAUUCGAUCUCACGGAACGGUCUUGCGACAACCAAUUGGCCGAUCACAGGCCUGCAAACCUGGAAGCCCAUGACAAGAGCCUCAAUCGCGUUGUGGUUCUCUGGGAGCAACCAGCAUUAGCGAAACACCAGAUGCAAUACAUUCGUAUACGAGCCUCAACAGACGUCACAGAAUGAGUUCGAAGAAGUUUUUCUCCUGGUCCAAGAAUCGCUCACCGUCGGAGCCAUACCAUCGGACUGGUGGGCUUCUGACCAUUGACACAAGCGUGGGUGACAAAGGCAAGGAGCCGGGUCCGGCUGUGCCUUCAAAGAACACACCACGGAACGGGAGACGACGCCCUCCAAACCUCAACCUCACCAUUCCACGAGGUUACAAUGGCCAUCUCAAUUGUUUGACUCCCGCGUCUGCCCGUCAUAAUGCAGCUUUUGUCAAUUCCGCAACCAAUCUGUUGGCCGUUGUCAAUGACAUGCUACGCUCUCCAGCUUUGAGCGCCUCUCUAUGUCCCAGAUCUGCCGAGAUACAUAAGCCUCUUCCCAGUCGGCCACGUUCCGUGUCACUACCGUCUACACCGGACCUGCCCGUCGAACUUCCAGGAUCAAUCCUUCUCGACAAUCAGGGCCUCCCCUCAGCGCCCGUUGCGGGUCCCUCAACCCAUAGCUCAGAUACAAUGAGGUCCGUCCGCAGCGGGAAUCCCAUUAGCUCCAAUGCCGCAGCUAAAUCAACUCCUUCAAAGGUGCUGCAGCAUAAGUCGAGUUUGAGCGAAUCCAGUCUGAAAAGACGUUCAAAGUCACGGCCUAAUUUGAUAACAACGCCCACUACUCAGUCCACCGAAAGUAAACUCACAGCGUGCUCUGCUUCGACGAAUGGUGGUCAAACAAUUGCCAGUAAUGAUUCAACGCAAGCUUGUGUGGGCGUAGAGAGACAAUUGCAACCCGCGCCAUUGAUAGUAGAAGAGAAGCUUCUGAAAAGGGCCAGCGGAGAGGGCUCAAGUCGUCGGAAUGAAGCCAACACAUCAACCACUCCAACACCGACAUCUGUACGAAGUCAACGUAUUGAGGAAUUGAAGGCUACAAUAACUGCACAGGACAGUACUAUCUCAACUUUACAAGCGCAAUUCGGUAGCUUGCGCAAAUCUCACGAAGCAGAGAUAGCUAGUCUGCAAGAUGCACAUUCAGCUGCGGUCGCGUCUCUUCAAGAUUACACACGAGUGUUAGAAGAGCAACAAAGUCAGCGCACGCUUCACCACGCCUCCAGCAACCACUUUUUAAUGUUACUUGAUACCACCGAAAACCCAUUAUCUCCUGGACUCCAAUCUCCGACAAAAGAUAGUCCUCUAACGGCUGCCGGUACGAACUCUGCCAAUUCGAUUAGAUCCUUCCAGUCGGCACUCGAGCAGCAAACACGGCAAACAAAGGAUAACGCUGAAAUGGAAAAUCUUAAGCGUAAACUUAGUGCCGCGCGACGACCCGAGACGGGGAACCGAGAUAUGGUGCGGGAGCUCAAUCAAUAUAAACAGAACAAUACCGCUUUGCAAAAGCAAAUCGAAUCCUUGAUGGCCAAAUUGAACGAGUCAAGGAAGAACGAACGGCUCCUAUCUUCGACAUUGGCAGAUAUUGACAAGAAUGUCACGCAAUGGCAAGAGAAAGCUAAGAAGGUUGAGAAGUUGGAGAAAAGCACGGCGGCUAUGCAGAAUAGCAUUGAUCAUUUGUCUCAUCGGUUGGAACUGGCCAAUUGCGACAAACUGGAUGCUCAAGAAGCACUGCUCAAUGCUAGGAUGCGGCAAUCCCCCUUUGAUCCAAAAUUGCCGAACCAGCACCUCUCCAAUCAUCUACCAAACGAACCUCAUAUGAGCAUGAGUACCGUUUUCUCAUCGGGCUCACCCUCAAGCCAUGGAAAUGAUCCACAUGAGUCAUCGACACUUGCUGCAUUCAUUGCACAUAUAGAACGACUACAAGAACAGCUUAAACAGAAAGAUGUUUCUUUAGGAGAAGCCGACGAAAAAUAUGGCGACCUUCGAGACCAGCAUGAAUUGCUGGUACGCGAACACCAUGACCUGACUCUUCACUGUGACAUACAGAGCAAGAUCCUCGGCAAGAAUAAACAGUCUGAGAUAUACAUCGAUCAGCUACGAACGGCCAUUAUUGAGCGAGAAUCAAUGAUCGGUGAGAAGGACAAGGCCCUUCGUAUGGUGGAACGGCAAUUAGAGCACCACAAGCUACUCCUACAUGCAGAGAUCAGACGACAUGCAACUAUGUCAUUAUUCACCGACACGAAUACCGAACCACUGCCCGACCUUACAUCUCUGGCCUCCAAGGAGGACAUUGAUCGGUGGAUACUGCGUCUUCAGGCGCGCUUAAGAAAAGAUGUUUCCUCGGAAGGCAGCGAUAAUCAGUUUUCUCAGAUGAAUAUAGAUGACUUGCGGAAAGAGAUCGACUUCUAUGUUCGCGAGAUCAUCUAUUACAAGCUUGACAUCAAGGGCUACAAAUCAGACAUCAAGAAACUCAAGAAUAUUGCGCAACGAAUGGGUGACUACGGCAGUCGUACCAACGAUGUUGAAUCCCCUACUCCUUCGCUAUGCCGCUGCGGCGAUACCCCCGUCCGAGCUCGAUUUCCAUUUGGAGUUGCGGGACUAAGCAUCUCCAACACGCCCUCGCCGAUAUCGACGGGCCCCAUCUCCGCAUCCGCAUCCACCAAGCAACCGACGCCAACACCCACGGAAACGAAACCGUUAGCUUCUGAGCCUUCUUCAGGCGAUACCUUGAAGCCUACCGUUACCACACCCUUACAAGCCACAUUUGAUCAAGCCUCUAUCAGAGUUGCGGUCCCGCAAACACCAACCCGUAAGACGGCCGGCAACGUAGCCAACGAGGCGGAUGGAAUUGAUCCCGGCAUCUCACCCAGAUCCAACCCGAGGCUCUCUCCCGACAGGAGGAGACCCACGCCCACAUCACCUGGUCAAGAACGGUCGUGCGAGAUGGCUACGAAUUUUCCGCUGAGCACUCCAGCUGCACCCAAGAGGAUGGAUACGCAGCGUAGUAAUAGUGACUCGAUCAUUCAGAUGUAUGCGGCGCCGCGGACUCCAGAAUGGUCUCCCGCAGCAGUUUCGGUUGUACCAAAUGGAGAGGUCACAGAUAAUGCAAGAAUCGUGGGAACGAGGACCAGGUCAGCCUCCGUUUCGGAAGCUACGAAAGAGAAGUCCACUCCCGAACGUCCACCACGUCCAAAGUACGGCCUCUACGAAUCUCCAGCCAGCAAAGGCCUGAACAAUGAGACCUCUACGGCCCCACGGGUGGAUGUCAUGGCUGAGGCAUUGAAGAAUCCACCUGCGCAAUCGAGGCCUACAUUGCAAGCCCGCUUCGAAGGCAAACUCGCCGACCUGACGAAGGAAGUUCGAGGCCUGUCGAGCAACCACCUCUCUCGUUCUAACUCGACUGGCUCCAAUUCAGCCAUACCGCCUCCACUGUCUCUCCGCCCACGAGCCGGCUCAGCAGGAUCCAGCACAGCAGCGAUCGGACAGGUCGCAUCACCUCAACGCAAACCAAGCGAUGCAUCAGGCGCCAGCGUCCCUUUCAUCAUCGCCAUGCCAUCACCCUACGUGACGAACCCCCCUCUCUCGCCGUCGCCCACUCCAACCCUUCCACCACCCACCUGCUCCAUCACAUCCAAAUCAGCAACGAAACCGCAACCUUCAACAAGCAGAACCGGGGUCGGCGGCACGAUGGCGAGCUCCACUCCCUUAACAUCCCCAAUCUCCCCUCCGCACCCAGACUCCGCGAAAUCAUUCUUCGACGCCGCGGACGGCGGCAGCAGCAACACAUCCAAAAUCCCCUCACCCAGACAAGCACCAGCAUCACACAGCCGCAACGUAAGUCUCAACAGCAUCGGCCGCAAAGGCACGCCCGCCACCUCCGCAAUCGAGGGUCUCACUACCCAUUCCCACCACCACCAUCACCACCAUUCGCGGAACGCAAGCGCAAGCAGCACGACAAGCGCGACAUACAGCCUGCGAAACGCAGUUCAGGGCCUCCCGGCCUCGCUCAUCAAGGGCAAAGGGAAGGCGAGGAAGGAGAGUAUCUCGGGCCCGACGCCGCUGGCUAGUCCUUUUGAUGUCGAGCGUGGGGUGGUGGGUGCUGUGGGUGGUGGAGGCAUUGGAGAGGCGAUUUGA
This is a messenger RNA of Aaosphaeria arxii CBS 175.79, 4232 nucleotides long. RefSeq lists its product as uncharacterized. The record is from RefSeq and is a predicted model, not a curated record. The transcript is spliced from 5 exons. Bases 240 to 4232 code for a protein of 1330 amino acids. NCBI's taxonomy places the organism in Eukaryota, Fungi, Ascomycota, Dothideomycetes, Pleosporales.